This is a messenger RNA of Suillus clintonianus, 1077 nucleotides long. RefSeq lists its product as uncharacterized. Lineage: Eukaryota; Fungi; Basidiomycota; Agaricomycetes; Boletales; Suillaceae. Gene Ontology annotation, cellular component: mitochondrion; cytoplasm. The record is from RefSeq and is a predicted model, not a curated record. The coding region runs from base 1 to 1077 and encodes 358 amino acids. The transcript has 6 exons.
AUGCAUCUUCCAUGGCGCCAGAAGCAGCAACCAUCAGAAGAGCAAUCAUCUCCGCCACCUUCUGAACAGCGCGCUCUGAGCUCGCGCUGGUCCGCCACGAAAGACACUCUUCAGACGCAUAUCGCCACCGCGCGGGCAAGCGCGGAGAGCACUCUUCAAGACUCCAACAUUAAAAACCACCUCAGAGCCACGAAAGACACUCUUCAAGACUCCAAAGCCCACAUCGAAAACCGCCUCAGAGCCAAAGCAUAUGAACUCGGAUCACGGCCAGUUGCAUAUCUUGUCUUAUCCGGCUUCUUCCUAGGCUCUGUGUCAACGCUUGGCGCGACAUUUGUGUACAAGCGGUAUUUCAGGCGUUUGAGGACAGCUGAGUGGGUUACACCUGAUGUACUUCAGCGGAGGAGGUGGGUGAGGGGUGUCGUGACGAGUGUAGGGGAUGCGGAUAACUUCAGGCUAUAUCACACACCUAGUUUUGGGUGGAGGUGGCCGCUGAAAUUCAGAAGAGUACCAACGUUGAGCAAAGAGCUCAAAGAACAAACGAUCCACAUUCGUAUUGCAGGUGUUGAUGCACCAGAGGCAUCACACUUCGGUCGCUCAGCCCAGCCAUACGCUGCAGAAGCUCUUGCGUGGUUGAAAAAUAUGAUCGAGGGCAAGACAGUAUACUGCCAACUCGUUCGGCGUGACCAAUACUCUCGUAUCGUAUCAGUAGUCACCCUUCCACCACCGUUCCUCCCAGGCUCGCUUACCACAGGCCGAAAUCUCGCACUUGAGAUGCUCCGGGCCGGUACGGGUUUGACCUACGAACAAGCAGGCGCAGAGUACGGGAAGGAUGGAAAGGAUGAGUUUUUGAGAGUUGAGGCUGAAGCGCGAACCUCACGUAUUGUGCUACCUCCCAGAACGGCACACAGAGGCAUGUGGAAAUCCGGCACAGUGGAGGAAACCCCCGCACAGUAUAAGCGGCGGUACGCCCAGGGCGGGACGGACGUUGAGGCUCAAACCCAAGGUUCGACGAAGGCUGAGAAAGAGAUAGUGAAGAAGGGUGGGUUGAGAGGGAUUUUGACGAGACUUUGGUUGUGA